GGCCCUCAUUGUUUGCGCCUACAGCAUCACUUCUCCAAACACAACCACCCACUUUACACCGCCAAGAUGAAGCUAUUUUACAUUGGAAUCUUUAAGAACGCCGAGAAGCCAGCGCAUGAAUUGGUAUCCGCAAAAGAUGCCAGUACCUUUAGCUUCUGGGAGAGGUCGACGGUGAGCGAGUUCAUGACAUUCUUCAGCAAGACUGUCGCCGAGAGCAAAGAUGCUGCGCCUGGAAAACGCCAGGAGAUCUACGAAGGGCCAUACAAGUUCCACAGUCUUGGGCACAACACCGGGAUUGUGGGCAUAAUCAUGUCAGACCACGAAUAUCCGCUAUUAGUUGCGCAGUCGCUGCUCAACAAGGUCCUCGACGAAUUUACAGCCAAGUACCCGCGGUCGACCUGGUCCAACUCGAACCCCACACUUGACUUCCCGGACUUAACAUCAUACCUGGCGAAGUACCAGGAUCCCCAACAGGCGGAUAAUAUCAUGAAGAUUCAGAAGGAGUUGGAUGAGACAAAGGUCAUCCUGCACAAGACGAUCGAGAGCGUGCUGGAGCGAGGCGAGAAGAUAGAUGAUUUGGUGGCGAAGAGCCAGGGUUUGAGCGACACGAGCAGGAUGUUCUAUACUAAGGCAAAGCAACAGAACUCGUGCUGUGUAUUGAUGUAAAUACGAGGGGUUGGCUUGGAUCUCAUUUGGCGUUUCAUUCCGUAUUAAUACCUACCUACUGGUUGUCUAUCAGCUGCGCUAUAGCUAUCAGCAAUGCAUAAGACUCGGACAUACCGUUGCCCUUUCAAGCUGCACUGUUGCUUGGAACGUAUCAAAUUGUAUGAUAUGUGAUAUCCCCUAUGGCAGUAGCCCCUCGUGCAUCGAAUGAAUACAUAGAGCCCAUGGUCUAGUUAUUCCAGCC
Molecule: messenger RNA, 907 nt
Organism: Pseudogymnoascus destructans
Lineage: Eukaryota; Fungi; Ascomycota; Leotiomycetes; Thelebolales; Thelebolaceae
Gene: YKT6
Product: palmitoyltransferase
Exons: 4
Coding region: 67-666 (199 amino acids)
Biological process (GO): endoplasmic reticulum to Golgi vesicle-mediated transport
Cellular component (GO): Golgi apparatus
Molecular function (GO): SNAP receptor activity
Source: RefSeq, a predicted model, not a curated record